GCCGACGCCUCUUUGUCACGCAUAAUACACUAAUUGCGAAUGGUGAUUCAAAACAUCUAAAUACUGUAGACGAUGACACGGAGGAAAUGGACAACAAUCCUUCGUCUGCAGUAGCCUUCGAUAACCUCGACCCGGCCACGUGCAUCGGAACUUGUCCGGCGGAGGAUCCCAAGGAUGUAGUGUUACUUCCAAACGAUGAUUGCAAGAAAUUCUGUAUGUGCAGCAACGGCAUAGCCUGGGUACAGUCUUGUCCUGAACCACUCUACUUUGACACUGUGGAAAAAAUAUGCAAGCAGAAGAGAGACGCUGUUUGUGGAAUACGCAUAUUUAGCCGACGCCUCUUUGUCACGCAUAAUACACUAAUUGCGAAUGGUGAUUCAAAACAUCUAAAUACUGUAGACGAUGACACGGAGGAAAUGGACAACAAUCCUUCGUCUGCAGUAGCCUUCGAUAACCUCGACCCGGCCACGUGCAUCGGAACUUGUCCGGCGGAGGAUCCCAAGGAUGUAGUGUUACUUCCAAACGAUGAUUGCAAGAAAUUCUGUAUGUGCAGCAACGGCAUAGCCUGGGUACAGUCUUGUCCUGAACCACUCUACUUUGACACUGUGGAAAAAAUAUGCAAGCAGAAGAGAGACGCUGUUUGUGGAAUACGCAUAUUUAGCCGACGCCUCUUUGUCACGCAUAAUACACUAAUUGCGAAUGGUGAUUCAAAACAUCUAAAUACUGUAGACGAUGACACGGAGGAAAUGGACAACAAUCCUUCGUCUACAGUAGCCUUCGAUAAUCUCGACCCGGCCACUUGCAUCGGAACUUGUCCGGCGGAGGAUCCCAAGGAUGUAGUGUUACUUCCAAACGAUGAUUGCAAGAAAUUCUGUAUGUGCAGCAACGGCAUAGCCUGGGUACAGUCUUGUCCUGAACCACUCUACUUUGAUACUGUGGAAAAAAUAUGCAAGCAGAAGAGAGACGCUGUUUGUGGAGUACGCAUAUUUAGCCGACGCCUCUUUGUCACGCAUAAUACACUAAUUGCGAAUGGUGAUUCAAAACAUCUAAAUACUGUAGACGAUGACACGGAGGAAAUGGACAACAAUCCUUCGUCUGCAGUAGCCUUCGAUAACCUCGACCCGGCCACGUGCAUCGGAACUUGUCCGGCGGAGGAUCCCAAGGAUGUAGUGUUACUUCCAAACGAUGAUUGCAAGAAAUUCUGUAUGUGCAGCAACGGCAUAGCCUGGGUACAGUCUUGUCCUGAACCGCUCUACUUUGACACUGUGGAAAAAAUAUGCAAGCAGAAGAGAGACGCUGUUUGUGGAGUACGCAUAUUUAACCGACGCCUCUUUGUCACGCAUAAUACACUAAUUGCGAAUAGUGAUUCAAAACAUCUAAAUACUGUAGACGAUGACACGGAGGAAAUGGACAACAAUCCUUCGUCUGCAGUAGCCUUCGAUAACCUCGACCCGGCCACGUGCAUCGGAACUUGUCCGGCGGAGGAUCCCAAGGAUGUAGUGUUACUUCCAAACGAUGAUUGCAAGAAAUUCUGUAUGUGCAGCAACGGCAUAGCCUGGGUACAGUCUUGUCCUGAACCACUCUACUUUGACACUGUGGAAAAAAUAUGCAAGCAGAAGAGAGACGCUGUUUGUGGAAUACGCAUAUUUAGCCAACGCCUCUUUGUCACGCAUAAUACACUAAUUGCGAAUGGUGAUUCAAAACAUCUAAAUACUGUAGACGAUGACACGGAGGAAAUGGACAACAAUCCUUCGUCUGCAGUAGCCUUCGAUAACCUCGACCCGGCCACGUGCAUCGGAACUUGUCCGGCGGAGGAUCCCAAGGAUGUAGUGUUACUUCCAAACGAUGAUUGCAAGAAAUUCUGUAUGUGCAGCAACGGCAUAGCCUGGGUACAGUCUUGUCCUGAACCGCUCUACUUUGACACUGUGGAAAAAAUAUGCAAGCAGAAGAGAGACGCUGUUUGUGGAGUACGCAUAUUUAGCCGACGCCUCUUUGUCACGCAUAAUACACUAAUUGCGAAUGGUGAUUCAAACCAUCUAAAUACUGUAGACGAUGACACGGAGGAAAUGGAUAACAAUCCUUCGUCUGCAGUAGCCUUCGAUAACCUCGACCCGGCCACGUGCAUUGGAACUUGUCCGGCGGAGGAUCCCAAGGAUGUAGUGUUACUUCCAAACGAUGAUUGCAAGAAAUUCUGUAUGUGCAGCAACGGCAUAGCCUGGGUACAGUCUUGUCCUGAACCACUCUACUUUGAUACUGUGGAAAAAAUAUGCAAGCAGAAGAGAGACGCUGUUUGUGGAGUACGCAUAUUUAGCCGACGCCUCUUUGUCACGCAUAAUACACUAAUUGCGAAUGGUGAUUCAAAACAUCUAAAUACUGUAGACGAUGACACGGAGGAAAUGGACAACAAUCCUUCGUCUGCAGUAGCCUUCGAUAACCUCGACCCGGCCACGUGCAUCGGAACUUGUCCGGCGGAGGAUCCCAAGGAUGUAGUGUUACUUCCAAACGAUGAUUGCAAGAAAUUCUGUAUGUGCAGCAACGGCAUAGCCUGGGUACAGUCUUGUCCUGAACCGCUCUACUUUGACACUGUGGAAAAAAUAUGCAAGCAGAAGAGAGACGCUGUUUGUGGAGUACGCAUAUUUAGCCGACGCCUCUUUGUCACGCAUAAUACACUAAUUGCGAAUGGUGAUUCAAAACAUCUAAAUACUGUAGACGAUGACACGGAGGAAAUGGACAACAAUCCUUCGUCUGCAGUAGCCUUCGAUAACCUCGACCCGGCCACGUGCAUCGGAACUUGUCCGGCGGAGGAUCCCAAGGAUGUAGUGUUACUUCCAAACGAUGAUUGCAAGAAAUUCUGUAUGUGCAGCAACGGCAUAGCCUGGGUACAGUCUUGUCCUGAACCACUCUACUUUGACACUGUGGAAAAAAUAUGCAAGCAGAAGAGAGACGCUGUUUGUGGAAUACGCAUAUUUAGCCGACGCCUCUUUGUCACGCAUAAUACACUAAUUGCGAAUGGUGAUUCAAAACAUCUGAAUACUGUAGACGAUGACACGGAGGAAAUGGACAACAAUCCUUCGUCUACAGUAGCCUUCGAUAAUCUCGACCCGGCCACUUGCAUCGGAACUUGUCCGGCGGAGGAUCCCAAGGAUGUAGUGUUACUUCCAAACGAUGAUUGCAAGAAAUUCUGUAUGUGCAGCAACGGCAUAGCCUGGGUACAGUCUUGUCCUGAACCACUCUACUUUGAUACUGUGGAAAAAAUAUGCAAGCAGAAGAGAGACGCUGUUUGUGGAGUACGCAUAUUUAGCCGACGCCUCUUUGUCACGCAUAAUACACUAAUUGCGAAUGGUGAUUCAAACCAUCUAAAUACUGUAGACGAUGACACGGAGGAAAUGGACAACAAUCCUUCGUCUGCAGUAGCCUUCGAUAAUCUCGACCCGGCCACUUGCAUCGGAACUUGUCCGGCGGAGGAUCCCAAGGAUGUAGUGUUACUUCCAAACGAUGAUUGCAAGAAAUUCUGUAUGUGCAGCAACGGCAUAGCCUGGGUACAGUCUUGUCCUGAACCGCUCUACUUUGACACUGUGGAAAAAAUAUGCAAGCAGAAGAGAGACGCUGUUUGUGGAAUACGCAUAUUUAGCCGACGCCUCUUUGUCACGCAUAAUACACUAAUUGCGAAUGGUGAUUCAAAACAUCUAAAUACUGUAGACGAUGACACGGAGGAAAUGGACAACAAUCCUUCAUCUGCAGUAACCUUCGAUAACCUCGACCCGGCCACGUGCAUCGGAACUUGUCCGGCGGAGGAUCCCAAGGAUGUAGUGUUACUUCCAAACGAUGAUUGCAAGAAAUUCUGUAUGUGCAGCAACGGCAUAGCCUGGGUACAGUCUUGUCCUGAACCGCUCUACUUUGACACUGUGGAAAAAAUAUGCAAGCAGAAGAGAGACGCUGAAAUGGACAACAAUCCUUCGUCUGCAGUAGCCUUCGAUAACCUCGACCCGGCCACGUGCAUCGGAACUUGUCCGGCGGAGGAUCCCAAGGAUGUAGUGUUACUUCCAAACGAUGAUUGCAAGAAAUUCUCAGAAGAGAGACGCUGUUUGUGGAGUACGCAUAUUAGCCGACGCCUCUUUGUCACGCAUAAUACACUAAUUGCGAAUGGUGAUUCAAACCAUCUAAAUACUGUAGACGAUGACACGGAGGAAAUGGAUAACAAUCCUUCGUCUGCAGUAGCCUUCGAUAACCUCGACCCGGCCACGUGCAUUGGAACUUGUCCGGCGGAGGAUCCCAAGGAUGUAGUGUUACUUCCAAAUGAUGAUUGCAAGAAAUUCUGUAUGUGCAGCAACGGCAUAGCCUGGAUACAGUCUUGUCCUGAACCACUCUACUUUGACACUGUGGAAAAAAUAUGCAAGCAGAAGAAGGACGCUGUGUGUGGAGGACGCACGGUUAGGCGAAUUACAGAAAACGAUGGCAUGGAGGAAAUGCAAAGCAAUCCUUCGUCUGCAGUAGCUUUCCAUAAUCUCGACCCGUCCACGUGCAUCGGAACUUGUCCGGCGGAGGAUCCCAAGGAUGUGGUAUUACUUCCAAAUGAUGAUUGCACGAAAUUUUGCAUGUGUAGCAAUGGCGUAACCUGGGUUCAAUCAUGUCCAAAACCACUUUAUUUCGAUUCCGUAGAGAAAGUGUGCAAAUGGAAGAAGGACGCUGUUUGCGCAGUACGGCCUUUCAUCCAAAAUGUAUUCAUUCCUGAUAAACCUGUUCCGAUAUCAAUUCAAUAGAUUGCUUCUAUUUUAAUGAAAAUUAUUGAUUACUUAUACGAUAUUACUGCUAAAUGAUACUGCUAAAAGUUCUGCAUGUUUAAGAAUGGUAUAGUAUGGGUGCAAUGAUGUCUGAAACUAUUUUAUUUUGACUCUGUAGAAAAAGUUUGUAAGCGAAUGAAGGAGGUUGCACUGUAUGAUCGCUCAAGUAUGAUAGCACGUUUUCAGGAAUGAUAAAAUAGUUGAUUUAAAUGAUUCGGUGUAAUCUUUGAUCAAAAGGAGACAGUUGAUCUAUCAAUCUAUGGCAACAUUCUGUUAGCAGUUGUCUAUAUCGAUUCAUGUAAGCGUAAAAGACUUUAUCGAACUACAUUUGUGCAUUUGCGUAUAAUUUAAUUGUUAGUCGUUCCUCUAUUCAAUAUUUUAAUAUAAUUAUAUUUAUAUAAGUAUUAAUAAGAAUAGGUCUAUUUACUGACAUUAAUUUAUUUAUAAAAUAGUAAAUUACUAUAAUUCAACAGCAUUAUGAUUUCAUAAUGUAUUGAAUAAAGAUAUUUACUGUGUU
Molecule: messenger RNA, 5298 nt
Organism: Ooceraea biroi (clonal raider ant)
Lineage: Eukaryota; Metazoa; Arthropoda; Insecta; Hymenoptera; Formicidae
Cellular component (GO): extracellular region
Molecular function (GO): chitin binding
Source: RefSeq, a predicted model, not a curated record